CUCCCGCUCCGGCUCCGCGGGCGGAAGAGGCGGCGGCGGCGGCGGCGGCGUCGGCAGAAGCAGCGGCGGCGGGAGCCGAGGAGGAGGCUCCGGACGCUGCUCAGGAACCGGGGACCCGGGAGUGCCCGCGCCCUGAGCGCUCAGCUCCGGAGGCGUCAUGGCUGAGUACGGGACCCUCCUCCAGGACCUGACCAACAACAUCACCCUUGAAGAUCUGGAACAGCUCAAGUCUGCCUGCAAGGAGGACAUCCCCAGUGAGAAGAGCGAGGAGAUCACUACCGGCAGUGCCUGGUUUAGCUUUCUGGAGAGCCACAACAAGCUGGACAAAGAUAACCUCUCCUACAUUGAGCACAUCUUUGAGAUCUCCCGCCGUCCUGACCUACUCACUAUGGUGGUUGACUACAGAACCCGUGUGCUGAAGAUCUCUGAGGAGGAUGAGCUGGACACCAAGCUAACCCGUAUCCCCAGUGCCAAGAAGUACAAAGACAUUAUCCGGCAGCCCUCUGAGGAAGAGAUCAUCAAAUUGGCUCCCCCACCGAAGAAGGCCUGAGCAAGGGGGAGGAAGAGGAGGAAGGUUGGACCUUCAUCGGACCACUCCCUUCCCCGAUACUCUAGGGGAGGGGGCAAGAGCAACCCCCCCCCAUCUACUCAUUUACUAACCUGGUCCUAACCCCCUUAUUGUGCGCGUGUGUGUGCGUGUGCGCACGCUCUGGCUGUCUGUCUAUAUGUCUAGCUCAUCUAGUUCCUCCUCCUUGUGAGGGGAUGGGGGUCAGAGGCUAGGAGAGGGGGCUUAGUUUCACCUCUCUAGGGGUAGGUGGGGGCUAUUUCUAUGCAAAUAGAAAUUGGCACAUUCUUCCUACAUCCCUUUCCUCCACUCUUCCCGCACAUCUUUAAGGUGUGGAAGCAGAACGGACCUGCAUUUUCCUACAUUGAAGAGCUUAGGUAGGGGUGAGGUAUGGGAGAGGUAGGUGGACCUGAGGAAAAGCAGUAGGGAGGAGGGGAGGUGAAGAGGCUACCCAACCCCAACCUGGAAAGGUCAAACAAAAGCCAGAGUUCAGAGUUUAUUCCCCGUACUGGACUGGCUGAAGAGUUGUUUCUUGCUGUUCCUCAGGUUGGAGGGCCUGGGUGCCAGCAGGUCCCUUCUUGCUCCCCUCUCAUGGGCCUAGGAUGGGUAGGAGCCAGGGAUCUAAUGAGAGAAGCCCACUGGAUCCUUUCCCGGUCCGAAAGAUCCAACCCCAUGGUGCAGCCAGCAUUAGAUGCCCCUGUCCACUUUUGCUCCAGAGAGAUUAUGCUGGGAACAUGCACCACUGAGCCUGAGAUGGAGAUUAUGGCAGAGAGAGGGGAGGUCCCCUUUUCCACUUCUUUAUUCCUACUCGGACUGUUGCAUACACUGACCCUGAAUCUAGGGAGGUUGGGGAAUGAUAUCCUUAGGUUUUAACCCCAAUCCUGCGCCCACCUAAAGGAUCCCAAAGUGGUUACUACAGGCAACCUUCCCUCUCUCCUUGGUAAAGAAAGCCAGAAAGAAGAGAUGUUAACUACAGUGUUUUUCUUUGCACUGACUCCCCACCCCAAUUCAAUCAGGAGGGAACUUGGUAACCCUUCUCACUUGAUAUCCUGGCCCCUUGACUUUGUUGUUGCCUCCUAGCCAAAUCACUAGAGUACAGUGAGUGACCCCAGCCUCCUGUCUGUCCCAAGAUGCCCUUCCCCACCCCGACCGUGCUAACUGUGUGUACAUAUAUAUUCUACAUAUAUGUAUAUUAAACCCACACUGCCAUGUCUGCCCUUUUUUGUGGUGUCUAGCAUUAACUUACUGUCUAGGCCAGAGCUGUGGUGGGAGGGGAAUGCCACAGUGAAGGGAUUGGCAGAGUCAAAUUGCUACAUAGUCCAAACAAAAAAGAAAGCCUUUAAAAAAAACCCAAAAACAUUAAAAUCACAUGCAAUCUCAGAGACUAUUUAGGGAAAGUUGAAGUUAAGAGCUUUUAUGAUGUGGAAACAAAACUUUAGUGGGAAGGGAGCGCUGGCUGUCAGAAGAUGGAAGAAGCCAGACUGUAGAGAGCAUCCCUGACUCCUAGCCCAGCCCAGCCUGUCCCCUCUGGCCACUGCUGCAGACACCUGCCUUAACAGACACACCUUGAGGACUCCAUGGUUUUGCCUUAAAGGACAUUCCCAAGUCUCCCCAGCCCUGUCUGGCUUCUCCCUUAAGAACACAGAGAUACUUGUAGAAUUGGUUGGUCAGGGAGACAUGAGCAUAAACUGUCCCUCUGUUAGGGAUAUAUGACAGUAAGGGAGAGAGAGGGAAUAAAGAGCCUUCUUUUCGGAGGAAAUGGAAGGAGAAAGACAGGGUUAUUUUCAGCAACUCUAGUAGUUUCUCUGUAAGGCAAAAUAAUCUAAAAAGACUAACCUGCCCUCCCCACCCCUUGUACUACUGUGAGAUUGCCCCUAUCCUGUGCGCUCCUCUGUCUGCAGUAUGCACGGCCUUGUUCUAACCCUGGAAUAAAGGUGAAUGAUUGUACUGUA
Molecule: messenger RNA, 2517 nt
Organism: Cynocephalus volans (Philippine flying lemur)
Lineage: Eukaryota; Metazoa; Chordata; Mammalia; Dermoptera; Cynocephalidae
Gene: PEA15
Product: proliferation and apoptosis adaptor protein 15
Exons: 4
Coding region: 158-550 (130 amino acids)
Biological process (GO): MAPK cascade; negative regulation of extrinsic apoptotic signaling pathway via death domain receptors
Molecular function (GO): protein binding
Source: RefSeq, a predicted model, not a curated record